GCCAUCGUGUGGAGCUGCUCAUGACUCUGUCUCGUGUUGCGUAGGCUCUGACGUGUGCGGCCGUAGCAGUCUUUUGUUUUACUUCCACUCCAGCCAGGAGAAGAUGGGCUGCUGCUUUAGUAAGGAGCUCAACCCCGGCCCGCAGAAUGAGAGGAGCAGUUUGUUACAGCCCCCGCUCCAUGAUGGGCUGAGUGAGGUGACAGAGCAGGUCCGGCAACACGCUGCGGCCGUAGCUCAGCAUGUGUGCCUAGAGGGAGAGGAGACCUGUGUGCCAGACGGACCGGCCCGGGGGACACCUCUGGAAGAUGAGGACAGACUUCAAGAAGUGGACAGCAAAGUUUAUACAAAGGUCACUGUGGCCAACAGGGACAGCACCACCCGGAGUGAGAGGGAUCUUAAACCAGUGGGCUCUCAGGAGGAGAAGGAGGCUAUUAUUAUCACAACCAGCACUAAUAUACAUACAAACAGGGACACAGAGGCAGGCGUGGUACACACUCCGAGGCCGAGCUGUGAACCGGCUCCCUAUAUGGAGGUGCUCACACAGAGUCCAGUCAGACAGACGAUUUUGGAGAGUGCCAGAGCUUUAUGGGUCAGUCAGCUCCCAGAGGGGCAGAAGCAGCACAUACCCGCAUGGUGUUCGACUGCUUCCACCAGGUUACCCUCCGCCGACUUCCUGGGAAACGUCACGGUGAGUGAGGUGUCAGGGGACCAGCUGCUGCCGGUCAGUUUGUGUCAGGAGCCACAGCAGGAUUCCACCAAAGCUGAGCAGGAAGAAGAAGUCGACGAAGUCUGUGUCGUCACAACACUGUGUCAAGGUUUUCAAACAAGGACCCAGAGCUUCUACAGCAUAUGUUCCAUCGACACAGAUGACCUUGAACAAGACCAGGAUCACAGCCAAACCCAAACAGCUGGAGUGGCAUAUUUACUGUGCACAGCUGAAGCACAAACAGCUGCUCUGCCCCGCACAGUGGAGGCUCCAGUCCCCAGCCAAUCAAACAUCCAGGCAUCUACCGUCCAGAGCUACGUCACACAAUCUAAAGUGACCUGCCAGUCACAUGAUGAGGAAGCAGCUUCAACACAGUCACAUGCUGCUGAACAAUCUUCCCCCAUCCUGUCACUUACACACACAGAUGAACAGACCUCCUCACCUCAACCUGUUGUUGCUCCACAGCCGGCAGAAUCUCUGCCUGACCCGCUGCCCCCAUCCAUUCGUCACAUUAGGGCUGAGGACCCUCAAGUGUCCGCAGCACACAGCCCUCCACCUCAAGAUUCUAAUUACCUGACAGCUACAAAAGCCACAGACGAACCCAAGGAGGACAUGUUGAGUGGAUGUGUGGAGGAGGAGAGUGAAUGUGUGGAGGAGGAGAGUGAAUGUGUGGGGGCAUCAGAGGAGAUAAUGGCUACAGAGGAGUGUCCGUGUUCAGAGGAGCAGAGUGAGGACUUGGAGGAGCACAGAGCAGCAGUGGAAGCUUUUAUGGCCACAGAGGAAAUGGUUGUCGACUCCCAGGGGAAAGAAUCAGAUCAGCAGGUGGAGCAUCAUCUGCCUGAGGAGUACGUCCAAAGUUUAGAACCAGCCACCGAGUCUCCUGAGCUGGAUUCCCUCAGUCACAGCCCCAGUUCUUUCACACUUGACCUGUCGCACAAGGAGGAGAAUGAUGCUUUGCCUCUUUCUGGAGGAAACAUUGAAAUGGAUAAACCCUCCCUGCAGAGCCAGGCCAUCCCGGUGAGUAUCUGCCAAAGCCACAGUGAGGAGGCUGAUGUUGUCCACAGCGACAGCACAGAUUCAACUCUUACAGAGCUAACGUCAGUCUCCACCAACUGCACCGUGUCAUCACUGCCCGCUGAGCUCACUGCCUUUUCCUGUCACACAGAUGUGAUACCUACAACCACAUCUCAGCAGUAUGACUCAUCCACAUCUGAACAUAGUGAUGUUAAUUCAAACGAUCCAACAUUUGAACUGAGCAGCAUGAAGCCCUCUGGUCAGGAGGCUGAACCUCCGCUGACUGAAUCUGUGAGAUGUGAUGUCAGGUUUGAUUACUGUGACAUCCAGAGUGACAGCUCUGAAGGUGAGGACGUGUUUGAGUCAGACGAGAGAAGAGUCAAAACAACAGAACCGGAAUUUCUUCAGAUCUGCAAACCUGUGAAGGAAUGUGAUGUUACAGUCGAUUCAACUGAAUCCGGCUCAUACACCGAUCACCUACAGGAGAGAGACGAACAAUGUGACGUGUUAUCUGAGCUCUGUACAUCUGUAAACACGAGCAUCACUGCUCAGGACCCCGCGGAGGCUGAGAGCGGUUUUGAGGAUUCAUGUCGAAGUUGUCUCACACCGCCUCCUCCUGCUCAGAGCGAGAUGUUUGUCGUCACUUCCUCCACUUCACCUCCUUCUUCCUCGUCUCCUUGCACAUCCUUUGAGGAAGAUGAGCAGAAUGAAUUCAAAGUAAAUCCACUGGAGAAGGUUUCUAUAUAUGAGUGUGGGGGAGAAGAAGAAGUGGCAGCUGCACAGGUGACUGAGUUUUGCCCCCUCUCCUCACCAGUUGAGCAGGAAUCUGCAGAAAUGUUAGAGCAGCAGAUCCACAGUCAUCAACCUUCCUCUGAACUCCCAGAAAUAUUUCCCUCCAGUGUUGGCUCUGACUGUGUGAACCCUCACGCUGAUGUCAGCCUGCAGCUUGAUGCUAAAUGUUUCAGUCAAUCUGGAGAUUCAUCAAAUGGAAUUCACCUGGAGGGAGUUAGUGAGAUGAAGGUUUCACUGGAGGAGGAAACUGCAGAAACCCUCAGUGUUUCUGCCACAGAGACGCCGGAGGGCCAUGUCGACACCAGCAGCUGUGAGACAAACACGUUUCCUCAUGACAUCAGUUUUCAGGACAGAAGUUUGCUUUUGGACCACACCAUGAUCCCAGUGGACCCUGGUCAGAUUGAUGCUUAUGCCUCAACUCCGUCUUACGAGAUUCACUUCCAAAAUCAUGGACUGCCAUUGGCUGCUGAGGAGGGAGAGAGGGAAGGCGGGAUGAGGGAGAUGGUGUCUGAGCUGCUGGGAGAGCCUGACUCGUCGGUCUGCAUCCUCUAUCCCCAACACUGGAUCCGACUGGGUGUGGAGGACAGCUUUGAGGGCUGGGCUCAGGGGACGUCUGAGGCCAAGGAUGAGAACAAGACGGGCGCUGACACAGAGCAGAUACCGGCCUCGGUUUCAGAGCUGCAGCCCUCCAUGGCUCUGCUGGGAGCGUACCCCUACAGCACCGUGUUGCCUCUGGGGUCGUGUGUGUGGGACUGGCACACAGAUUGCACUCAGGCUGAACCCGGUGCUGCUCCAAGCCUUAACCCAGAUGCUGAGGUAUGGACCAAUCACAGCCAUCACUUGGACAUCAAUGGCUCCGCCUACCCUCACCCUGAGCAGCCAUGGCUGCAGCACGCUACCGACGUGACCUAUCACGAAGCAUUCAUGCCUGAGUUCCAGCUGGAGAACAUGAGCCUGGUUGAUGCUGUGACUGAUCCCAGUACACUGGAGUUCCAGACGCUGACCGGUGAAGCACCUGCACUGAAUGGAGAGUCCAGCAUCCCGUUGGUUUCAGAUGAGGUCAGAGAGGAGCUGAGGACCGUUCUGGAGUCAUGUCUGACCAGGGAGCACCUCUGCAGCGACCUUUACCUCACAUCUCAGAUGGACAGCGACCAGUACGUUUCCAUCACAACUCUGACCAGCCUCGACAAGAUCAAGACUCUCAGCACAGACCUGGACCUCAUCUCCGACAUCCUGAAAUCUCUGCCGCUCGUCCAGUUGGCUCCGUGUGGACAGAAGGUUCGUCCCAGGCAGAGUCGAUGUGUCGUCAUCCUUCGUGAGAUCCCUGACACCACACCUCGUGAGGAGGUGGAGGCUCUCUUCGAUCAGGACAAUCUGCCCAAGUUCCUGAGCUGUGAGUUUGUAAGCAACGAUAACUGGUUCAUCACCUUCAAAUCAGAAGCUGAAGCACAGCAGGUCUACAAGUACCUCAGAGAGGAGGUGCGGGUGUUUCAGGGAAAACCAUUAAUGGUCAGAAUAAAGGCCAAAACCAUGACAGUCCCUUCUUACGCUCCUAAAAAUGGCUACAGACGCAGCCAGCUGGAACAGUGCGGCGAACAUUACAGCCCCUACUUCCACACAACUACCUACCAACAUCCAGGAGGCCCCAUGACAGCACCACAGCUGUACGACUUUCCCAGUGAGAUGUGGGCCUCAGCUCUGUCAGGAUACCACAAACAUGCCGAGCUUCCAGCAAUGAACGAUUUAUUCAAUGGAUUUGCUCCAAUUCCCAACUUCAAACCUUACAACCCACGCAGGCCGAGGAGAGCCUCGAGGUGGUCAAACUGCGGAGACCGUUGGCAGGUCACUCAGAAAGACUUGUCGGAGCAGAAAUCAGCGGCGCGCGCCUCAUCUCCUGUGAGGUCAGGACGAUCGUGGUCACAUGGCAACUUGCGCCACCAGAACAGAGGUGGAAGGACGGAGUCCGGCAAGCAAGCUGCGUCAUCCACCUUUGAGCGGGGAAGGAGAGGAAACGGCCACAGGAGGAGAGACAACCCAAGGCCAUGGGACAAAUCUGGACACAGUCAUAAUCCACAGAGUCAGUCACCUCCUCGUCAGCCGUCUCCUGCUCUUGAGCUCGGGUUGAUGAGCUUCCCUCCUCUUCCUCCUGCUAACGGCAACAGCAAGGUUCCACUCAAAAGCAGCAGCUCAGUUUCACAAGAGCCUCAGUCGGUCCCACAGCCGAACGUGAAGGAGAGUGCAGAGACAACAAGCGAGGCCAAACCCACUCAGCUCCCACAGGAGCCAGUCACAGAGUUCAAAAGGCUGAGCUACGCACAGAUUUGCCAGAAAAAAUCCAGCGAUGAUCUGAUCCGAGCCGCUGACCCUCUGCAGACGUGAGCAAACCCUACGACGGCGAGGCCACGCCUCCGGUUCCCAGCUCUGUUACCACGGUGACCAGAUACGAUGCAGCGAGAGACCUCAGGGAUUUUUUUUGCGUCUUUUUUUUUUUUUUUUUUUUUCCAGGUGAACGUUUUACAGCACUUUGCUCUUUGUACCAACAGGCAGCGUUGAGAAGAAUCCACACUGCAGGAGGAUUGUUGCAGAUAUUUCAUUUCAUACUGAACACAGCGUUUAAAUCUGGAAACUGCCGCCCUGAUGGGUACAGGUGGGGGCGGGGCCUUACUGCUUUA
This is a messenger RNA of Paralichthys olivaceus (Japanese flounder), 5184 nucleotides long. RefSeq lists its product as uncharacterized. Gene Ontology annotation, cellular component: cytoplasmic stress granule; cytosol. NCBI's taxonomy places the organism in Eukaryota, Metazoa, Chordata, Actinopteri, Pleuronectiformes, Paralichthyidae. Gene Ontology annotation, molecular function: mRNA 3'-UTR binding. Gene Ontology annotation, biological process: positive regulation of translation. The record is from RefSeq and is a predicted model, not a curated record.